This is a messenger RNA of Entamoeba invadens IP1, 738 nucleotides long. RefSeq names its product serine/threonine protein kinase HT1, putative. The record is from RefSeq and is a predicted model, not a curated record. Gene Ontology annotation, biological process: protein phosphorylation. The transcript has a single exon. Bases 1 to 738 code for a protein of 245 amino acids. Gene Ontology annotation, molecular function: ATP binding; protein kinase activity. NCBI's taxonomy places the organism in Eukaryota, Evosea, Mastigamoebida, Endamoebidae.
AUGGUACAUGGUGAGGUGUUAGUGGAGAAGUGUAUGAAAAUUGAAGACGAGGAAGGUGUUCAAAAAGGGUUUGAGGAGAAGGUGCGUGAAGUUUUGAAUGAGAUUGAAGUUGCAAAGAAAUGUGAAGACCCCAAUUUGUUACGUAUGAAAGGUGUUAAUAUAGAACCAUUGAUAUUAGUGUAUGAGUAUUGUAGUGAAGGGAGUUUAUAUGACGUAUUGAGUAAGAUUCGAUUAACUGAUGACGAGAAGUUAGGGUUAAGCAUAGAUGUGAGUCGAGGGGUGAAAGCGCUUCAUUUGAAGAAUUUUAUUCAUCGUGAUAUCAAAUCACCGAACGUGUUAAUAAAGAGGGAGAAUGGGAAGUUGAGGAGUGUUUUAGCGGACUUUGGGUUGUGUUCCAGUGGGAAAGAAAAAGACGAGGCGAGGAAUUUCAACCCGAUUUGGACUGCGCCAGAAGUUCUGCAAGGGAAGAAGUGUAGUUUCAAGUCAGAUGUGUAUUCAUUGUCUUUUGUCAUAUGGGAAAUAUUUACACAGAAACGACCAUUUGGGGACAUUCAGUUUAUGGCGGGGAUCUAUUCUGAAGUGACGAGUGGCGGAAGACCCCCAUUGAGUUGUGUGAGUAACGAGAAAAUAAAAAACUUAUGUGAGGAAGGGUGGGACGAGAACCCCCAUAUGAGACCAAACUCAUGUAAAAUAGUGAAGAGACUGGACGAGAUCAAUCAAAAGGAUCGAAGUAAAUAA